GGCCCUUUUGAAGAGUUAGCUCCCCCUCCCAUGGCCCCACCUACUGAGUCAGCGUGGGAACGAGGCCUGAGACAUGCAAAGGAGAUGGUCAAGAAAGCUAGUCAAAGGAAGGAAACGGAUGCAAACUUUGAGGAGAAGAAAAUGAAUUUAUCAAUUGAGGAAGAUAGGGAAUUCAACAAAGAAAAUGACAGACUGAAGUUUGACAAGGGACCAAAAGAUCCCUACUAUGAUCAGGUGUACGAUGAUGAGUAUUAUGAUAAACCAUACCAACACCAACGUCAGCACCAUAACUGGCAGUCUGGUCAGUAUGAAAACUUUGAGGUCCGCUGGACACGGGAACCAGAAUGGGUACCACCAGCCAUGCCCCCACAGCAUCACCAUCGCCCACCUCCGGACCCCUAUGUACGGGAAAGAGACAAGUAUUCACCAAGACACCUAUCUCCACCUCCUCAACACCACAUAGAAAGGUUUGAACGUCAGCGUGAUAAUCGACGACGAGAGUGGGAAGGUGAGCGGCCAGAACAGCCGAUUCAGCACCAUCAGCCCCGACCACGACCAGCAGACUCUUGGCAUGACCCAUGGAGAAGAUCCAAGUCUCCGAAGAGGAAACCGAGAACAUCUCGAAGUCAUUCCCGUGGAAGACGGAGAGCCCGUCGUUCACAUAGCUAUUCUUCUUCAUUCUCAUCUAGUUCAUUUUCAGGUUCGUCACGAUCACGGUCACGAUCUUCAUCAUACAGUUCUUAUAGUAGUCACUCAUCAGCGAGCAGGUCUUCCUCCCCUGGCUCCAGAUCAUCAAAAUCUAAGUCCCCUGCUAAAGGUCCAGUAAAACGGCCACAGGGCGGUCCUGUCGACAGGAAAGUCUCUGGUCCUGGAGACAGAGCAAAUGACCAGCCUCGCAGUGCUGUAGCUGUGAAGGGUAAACCUCAUGGGAGUCCAGAUAAACGAAGACGUGGAAUGUACCAUGGACCUGGGUCUGCCCCAGGCCCUGGAGGUCCGCCCAAACAACGAGGGGGCCCUGGAGGUGCCCCUCCAAGACACAUGCCUACCAGCACCCAUCCAGGCCGGCCCCCGCAACGUGGACCACCCCCCUCCCAGCGAGGGGGCCCUCGACGCCCUAUGCAAAAACCACCACCUCGUCGCCAUGGUAGCGCCAGUUCUAGUGGCAGUAGUUUGUCACGGUCCCGAAGCCGAUCAUCCUCAUCGUCACGGUCGUCCAGCAAUAGUAGUGUAUCCUCAUUCAGUAGCCACACCUCGAGCAGUUCGAGUGGCAGUGCCGAUUCGGAGCAUCUGUACCGUGGUGUGGGUGACAGUCCAUCCCCACUCAAACAACGCAAACCUGCAGCUGCUAAGCCAAAGAAAAGAGGCCCCCCUCCUCAACUCAGGGAGAAAGGCAUCCCCCCAGCUGCAAUGAAGGGGGAUCCCAGAGGAGGAAAAGCUACAGGCCGCCCCGACAGCAAAAUGGACACCUCCAAUCGACAGGCAGUGUCUGCCCAAAACAAGCCCAAGGACCCCCUCAAACUGGCUGGACAGAAACCCAACAUAAAACUUACACUCUUGAACAAGGCUCCCGGAGAAAAAGGACAGACGGGCAAAAAACGACCUGCUGAUCAACCCCAGGUGGCCCCGCCCUCCAAGAGGAUGGCUCAUGGUCCAGUUACAACUCUGAAGGCUCCAGACAAAGUCAUCAAGAAGCCAGACAAGGUUGUACGUCCUACUCCUGUCAUGAAGCCCAAGCCCGCGGCUGCAGCCCCUGUGAAGGCACCAGUUCGUCCCCCUAUCUCACCAACUAAGGCCCCGCCUAAACCUAGUCUGGCAGCCGCAGCUGCUGCGGCCUCAGCCCUCAGCCAGAAAGAAAAGAAGAGUACUUCAUCACGGCGAGAGGAGCUCCUGAAACAACUCAAAGCAGUUGAGGAUGCCAUUGCUCGUAAACGGUCCAAAAUGUCAUGAUAAGAUCCAAUUAGCCUUAUUUAUCACAGAGUGACAUCAAUGGUUAAAGUUAGAAAGAUGGUUUCCAUGAUCUCAGAGGAUGAUAAAUCAAGGCACUCGGCCAUCUUCCGACUCCAGAUAUCCCUACAAACAUGGCUACCCAUAUGAACAUGGCCAACAAUGUGGGGAUAUGGUGUGAUAUCAGGACAUUGAGAACCGUGGGAAAAGUCUAGCUAAAUACCCAUAUAAACAUGACCGAAACCGUGAGAAAAGCCUAGCUAAAUACCCAUAUAAACAUGGCCGAAACCGUGAGAAAAGCCUAGCUAAAUACCCAUAUAAACAUGGCCGAAACUGUGGGGAUAUGGUGUGAUAUCAGGACAUUGAGAAUUGAGGGAAAAGCCCAGCUCCAGAUAUCCCUUCAGACAUGGCCCACACUGUGGAGAUAUGGUGUGAUAUCAGGACUGUGGAUAUGAUGUGAUAUCAGGACAUUGAGAAUUGAGGGAAAAAUCUAGCUCCAGAUAUCCCUUACAAACAUGGCCCACACUGUGGGUUGAUAUGGUCACAAACGGCUGCAAGAACUACCAGAUACAUACCAGUAUUUUUUUGAGAAUUGACAGUCACUAGUUGAAUACCUAUGUCAUAUUUUUACCAGCAGUUACUCGGAGAAACCACAGGAUAUUGAUCUGUUUUAAAUGUGACAGAUAAAUACUGGAGACAUAUCCAUUUGAGAUGUGACAUGUGAGAUGUGGCAUGCAUCAUGUUACUAGUUUUUAUUCCAAUAUUUGAUCCCUUGAAUGUGAUAGGCAAUACAGAAGUCGCUUUAUAGUCUCACAGCAGAUGGACUUGUGUUGUCUGUUGUCUGUGUCAAAGGGACUUUUUUUUGUCAGAUGAACUGGUGGGUGUCAGAUGGACAAAUGGUGUCCGUGUCUGAUUAUAUGUGUCAGGUGGACCUGUCUGAUUGACAGGCACAUUGUCUGUGUCAGAUAGUCACAUUGUCCAUAUCAGAUGGACUCACAAUGUCUAUGUCGGAUGAAAUCAUGUUAUCCAUGUCAAAUGGAUUCCCGUUGUCCAUGUCAGAUGGAAUCAUGGUAUCCAUGUCAAAUGGACACACAUUGUGUCGGAUGGAAUCAUGUUGUCCAUUGUGAAAUGGAUUCCUGUUGUCCAUUGUCAAAUGGACACACAUUAUACAUGUUUGAUGGAAUCAUGUUGUCCAUGUCAAACGGACACACAUUGUACAUGUUUGAUGGGGACUCAUGGUAUCUGUGACGAUAUGUGUCAAAUUGACUUCCAUUGUCCCAUGUCAGAUGGAGUCAAAUUGUCCGUGUCAGCUGAACUCAUGGUAGCUGUCUGAUGUUACGUAUUUUUUCCCGAUGGACUCUUGUCUGUGUCAAAUGGACUUGCAUUGUCCAUGUCAGAUGGACUGGUUGAGUCUUUUAACAUUGAAUCAUGUUGUCCGUGACAGAUUGCAGUGCGUUACCAUCGGUACUACCUGUAUAUAAAGAGAUCCGAACCUUACCUUUUAUUUUGUAAUAAAUCAUGUGGAUAGCAUCUCUAAAUCUUUUCUAGACAUCUGUAGAUAUGAACAUGAUAUUUUCUACUUAUACAUAUGUACAUAAACUUUUACAAUUGUGACCCUAUCAGAUCUUGUGUGAGAGGUACAGAAUAUAGCAGAGCUAAAAAAAGAAGUAUGAAAUAUGGAAUGUGCGAAUGUGUGUGUUUUGUGAUCAUGUGUGCAAGAAAAUGUUUGAAUGAACAGAUGUUUGUAAUAAAUUAAAAAUGAGAUCAUUUGC
Pecten maximus is the source of this 3716-nucleotide messenger RNA. Its product is annotated as zinc finger CCCH domain-containing protein 18-like. NCBI's taxonomy places the organism in Eukaryota, Metazoa, Mollusca, Bivalvia, Pectinida, Pectinidae. The record is from RefSeq and is a predicted model, not a curated record. Gene Ontology annotation, molecular function: metal ion binding.